AUGGCUUCUUACGUCAACAAUCUAGAGCCUUCUAUUGUUAAUAACGUUGAUAUAUGUCUUCCCAAGGACAAGGUCGGCGUCAGCCAGGCCGAGCUUGAGUCUGCCGAGAAACCUCCAGUCACCGACGACUACAUGUACGACUUUAAGUAUAAUCACGCGCUUCCAACUUCUAAUGUUUUGGGCGUCAAGAUUCCCCUCGACUGCAAUGCCCAGACAGAGGCUACGGCCAUGGUGACUCGCCUCUCUGAAGUUUUAGGCAGAGGUGACGCGCAAGGCUUCACGGAUAUGUUCCUUGAAUAUGGCGUUUGGCGGGACAAGCUCUCAUUCACCUGGGAUUACCGUACUUUCAACUUCAAACCAGCAAUUCUCAAGGCGGCCACGGAUCUUUUUCCUAACACCAAGGCCACCAAUCUAGAGUUCCUCAAACCCGCCCCAAAGAUUGACCGGCCCUACCCCGAUUAUGCCCAGCUUCAAUUCGUCAUAUCCUUUGAGACCGAGGUCGUUGUGGCUUCCGCUGUCGUCAACGCCGUCCUCACUCGAGACGGCUGGAAGAUAUAUACCAUGCACACUGUUGCUGAGAGAUUAAAAGAAUUUCCCGAGAUUCCCUCUAAUGAGGGACACAUAACUGGCUCUGUCAGCUGGGAGAAGCAGAGAGAAAUUGAUGUUGACGCCGCCGAUCCCGAGAUUCUAAUCAUCGGAGGUGGCCAAAACGGACUAGCGUUGGCUGCCCGGUGCAAAGCGCUCGGUAUGGAUAAUCUCAUCAUAGAGCACAGCGAGAGGGUUGGUGAUAUCUGGAAGAAGCGUUACGAGUACUUGUCGCUUCAUUUUCCCCACUGGGCCGACGACUUGCCCUAUUUCCCCUAUCCUAAACGUUGGCCCACGUACACACCAGCCCAAAAGCAGGGGGUAUACAUGGAGUGGUAUGCCUCGGCUCUUGAGCUCAACAUCUGGACUAAAUCAUCGAUUGUUAAAGCCGAUCAAGACGAUCAAGGCAAUUGGACUGUCGUGGUGGAUAAAGGGGGUAAGGAGAUUCGAACCCUUCAUCCCAAGCAGAUCGUAACGGCUACCUCCUUGCUCGGCACACCUAUGAUCCCCGACAUCCCUGGUAUGUCCGACUUCAAGGGCGUCAUCCGCCACUCGUCCGCACACGACAGUUCCCGGGACUUCGUAGGCAAGAAAGUCUGCGUAGUCGGCACCUCGUCCUCAGGCUUCGACACCGCCUUUGACUGCUCCCGUCGCGGUAUCGAUGUCACACUUCUACAGCGGUCGCCAACCUACAUCAUGUCCCUAACUCAUUGCAUUCCACGCAUGAUCGGCGACUACGCCCCAGACGCGGACCUAAACCGACCGAAUCUCGAAGAGCAGGACCGAAUUUUCUUCGCGACUCCCACCGGUCCCGCCGAGGAAUUCGCCAGACGCACGGCCAAGAUCCUCGAGGACCUGGACGGGCCACUACUCGAAGGGCUCCAUGCGCGCGGACUUCGGACAUGGCGCGGUCAGCGCGGCACCGGCAAUGCGACGCUGGGCCAGACGCGCAACGGGGGCUUCUACUACGACGCAGGUGCAUGCGAGCACAUCAUCAACGGCAAAAUCGAAGUAGAGCAGGGUUCUAUCGAGCGCUUCACGGAUAACAAAGUGAUUCUAAGCGGCGGUCGCGAGCGCGAGUUCGACUUAAUCGUUUUCGCGACCGGCUUCACCAACACCAUCGACUCCAUACGCGCUACGCUUGGAGACAAGAUAGCGGACCAGUUUAGUCCCAUCUGGGGGAUCGACGAGGAAGGCGAGUUCCGGGGCGCUUAUCGAGAGACUGGGGUGCGCAAUUUGUGGCUUAUGGUUGGUUACUUGCCGUUUACAAGGUACCAUUCAAAGUUGCUUGCUUUGCGGUUGAAGGCUUUGAAGGAGGGGGUUGCGUCUGCGCCUUAUUCGAAGUAG
This is a messenger RNA of Annulohypoxylon maeteangense, 1932 nucleotides long. Its product is annotated as FAD/NAD(P)-binding domain-containing protein. The transcript is spliced from 2 exons. The record is from RefSeq and is a predicted model, not a curated record. Lineage: Eukaryota; Fungi; Ascomycota; Sordariomycetes; Xylariales; Hypoxylaceae. Bases 1 to 1932 code for a protein of 643 amino acids. Gene Ontology annotation, molecular function: monooxygenase activity; flavin adenine dinucleotide binding.